Molecule: messenger RNA, 2118 nt
Organism: Notechis scutatus (mainland tiger snake)
Lineage: Eukaryota; Metazoa; Chordata; Lepidosauria; Squamata; Elapidae
Source: RefSeq, a predicted model, not a curated record
UAGGUGGUUUCCCUUGGAGACGUUCCUGAUGGGACAGUGGUAACGGUCAUGGCUGGUAAUGAUGAAAACUAUUCGGCCGAGCUUCGGAAUGCUUCAGCUGUAAUGAAGAAUCAGGUGGCCAGGUUCAACGAUCUUCGCUUUGUCGGACGGAGUGGCCGAGGAAAAAGCUUUACGCUAACCAUCACAGUCUUCACCAACCCUACUCAGGUCGCUACAUACCACCGGGCUAUUAAAGUGACCGUCGAUGGUCCCCGGGAACCGAGAAGGCACAGGCAGAAGUUGGAAGAACAAACAAAAUUCCAAGAUCGUUAUGGAGAGCUGGAAAGGCUUCGGCACUCAAUGAGAGUCACUCCUACGACGGCCAAUUCUCGGGGGUCCCUCGGCGGCCCAGGGCACUUUGGUACACAAGCUCAGAGCCAGAUUCAAGGUACCUCUGAACUCAGCCCGUUCUCCGACCCACGGCAGUUUGAUCGGUCCUUCUCUGCUCUACCAGGCCUCACCGAGACCCGGUUUCCAGACCCAAGAAUGCAUUACCCUGGUGCCAUGCCUGCGGCCUUCCCUUACACAGCGACACCAUCUGCCACGGGAAUCGGUGGCCUCAGUAUGACCAGCAUGCCAACGGCCACUAGGUUCCACCACACCUACCUUCCCCCACCAUACCCCAGCUCCACCCAAAACCAGAGUGGACCCUUCCAGGCCAAUCCUUCUCCCUACCACUUGUACUAUGGUGCCUCUUCCGGAUCAUACCAGUUCUCCAUGGUGGCAGGAGGAGAGCGCUCACCAACCAGGAUGUUGCCAUCUUGUCCAAGUGCCACGGCAGGAAACAACUUGAUCAACCCCAGUCUCACCAGUCAGGCUGAUGGUGUGGAAGCAGACGGUAGCCAUAGUAACUCCCCAACAACCAUGACAACAACCGGGAGGAUGGACGAAGCUGUCUGGAGGCCAUAUUGAAAAAGCCCUGAAGGCCAAGCCAUGUUCUUCACCAAUUGGUGGGUCAAAGGAGAAAAGAACCAAAAAAGAGCUGCAACUGGCGAUCCUGUCCACUCCACCUCCAAAGUGGCCUUGGCAUCCCAAAUGAGAUCGUUCUUGUCCAAAACAUAAGAUAAUAAGAAACGGAAAAAGCACAGGAAGGCUAGAGAUAGCAUGAAUUUGGAUACAUUUCAAAACAAAUCUUCCUAGGUUCUUCUCAACAAAUGGUCUGCAGCAGCCUUUCCCCAACUUGGGGCAUCCAGAUGGAUUUGGACUACUUGGAGUUGUUACCUGCACACACCUUGGUGUCUCUCAGCCACGAAAGACUGUCUGUUGUGUCCAGAACAGACAAAAGAAUAGGUAGAAAAGAAAUACUCUUCUCUGUUGUAGCAAAAAUGGCCAAACACAAAAAGCUCUGGUUCAGCAUUUCCAACUUGGUGUCUCCCAGAUAGGUCAGAUAAUACCUUCCAGUAUCCCCAGCCAGCUUGGAGAUUAUGGGAGGUGUAAUCCAACACAUCCAGAGAACAGCUGGUUAGAGAAGGUUGUCCUUAGCAAUCAUCUCAAAAGGCCAAGCAGUGUUUCCAAUGGAUGGAUGGAUGGAUGGAUUAAAGGUUCUUGAUAUUAGUCCCUCGAAUAAUGAAGCUGAUGACAGAGGUCUGUGAAUCCAGGUCAGGCUGAAGUUAGGAUCAGAAAGUUUCCCUCUUUUGCACUGCACACGCUUUCUCCUCUCUAAGAGGAGGCAAGAACAAAAAGAUCAGGGCAGGAGACAAAGUUUGGUGACAGAAUGGGAAUCCAACAGACCCCAGAACACGUGAAAAGAUUCUGCUAUUUCAGCCCCAUGAAAAAAAAAAUACGCAACUGUGAUUUCCUUCCUUGGGACUUGGGUCAGAAUUCUCUUUCUGAAUUUGAGCUGAAGCUUUUUCGAUGUCCCACUUUUUCCCAUUAAGAGGUUGAGGUGGCUUUUUUUUUUUAAACCCUCGUUCUGAUAUCCCCAGGUAAAGAUGGCCAGGUGAGAAGUCAUGAGUAGAGAAAGGUACAAUCUCCCUGUCGGGACCCAAAAAGAUGGAAUGAUAAUCCACCUCUCCAGAGAUGGAAAAUGGAUCCAUUCUUUCCAUCUCUUUCUAGCUACUUAUGAAUUUGUGACCAAUU